Molecule: messenger RNA, 753 nt
Organism: Prorocentrum cordatum
Lineage: Eukaryota; Dinophyceae; Prorocentrales; Prorocentraceae
Source: the annotation of a GenBank genome assembly
AUGAAGGCUGACAAUCAGCUGGUCAAGGCUCCUGCGGCCGUCGGAGGCAAAGGCCCUGCCACUGAGCCCACGCCCCUGGCUAAGCUUGAGGCGGCCACUCUUGUCGCGGAAGAUCCAGCUCUUCGCUCGGCGUUGCAGGCUCAGAUUGAUAAGUUGAAGCAGGCCCAAGGAGCCUCUCAGAGCAGCGACACCUCGCCCGAUGAAGCAGUCAAACGUGCAUCAGGAGCAGUGCGGGAUGCCACGCUGAAGCACGACCAGGCCAUCCAGUCCUUCAUCAAGGCCAGGAACAACUUGUCUCGAGCGGAGGCUCGCGAGAAGGAGACUUCUCUGGCACUUGCGCGGGCUGAACGGCAGAAGUUGACGGCUACCAAGGCCCUGGCGUCCAGCGUGGGUAUCGCAGCUCCAGAAUCUGGCAAGGAGGGCUUCUUCGGAGUAUGCUUCGACGAGACUUUCUUCCAGAACAUAGACGGCAUCCCAUGUAUUACAGACACGGAGAAAGACGAACUCAAGGAGAUCGAGCGACAGCUCAAAGGCUUCAAGACGCAGAUGGAGACCAAGAAUGAGGAGAUCAUGACCUGGGUCAACAAGAAGGAGCAGAUGCAGAAGCAGCUCCACGACAGGAGUCUCCUGAAGCUCAACUCCAACGUGAGGCUGAUCGUAUUAGUGAAGUCAAGCUACAGGCAGCGGAGAAGGCAGCGGCAGCCAAGGCGGGUCGGCACAUCGGAGCGCUUCGACGUCGACUACGGCUUCUGA